This is a messenger RNA of Micromonas commoda, 1194 nucleotides long. RefSeq lists its product with no specific name. Lineage: Eukaryota; Viridiplantae; Chlorophyta; Mamiellophyceae; Mamiellales; Mamiellaceae. The transcript has a single exon. Bases 202 to 1170 code for a protein of 322 amino acids. The record is from RefSeq and is a predicted model, not a curated record.
GGCAGCCACGGCGGCGGGUGCGACCACCCAACCCCAACACUGAUAACGCUAUCACAAAAAACAACCCCGCGACCUUUCAAACCUCGAGGAACUAACAAUCAGCCUCUCCCCGUCCCGACGCGCAGCGUCGUCGUCGAGGCUCCGGACGCCGUCACCCUCCGCCAACGCACCGUCAAGACCACAUCGUUCGGCACCGCCGGCAUGCACUGCGCCGCCGUCUCCCUCCUCAAGCGCACCGCGAGACUCUCCGACAUCCUGCGGCACAUGGGCCACGGCAACUCCGGGCAAGACCCGGAUUGGGUCCCGCCCUCCGACGCCGAGAUCUUGGCGGCCUACUACCGCCGCAUGAUGGCCAAGCAGCGGUGGACCAAGGCGCAGGCCGCGCUCACGUCCAUCCGCGCCAUGCAGGGCGGUUUACUCGGCGCGCUGGGCGGCGGGGCGGCGCAGAAGGCGAAGGCGUUUCCAGCCUUCGGCGCCAUCCCCGGAGCCGAGCCCAAACCGCCGCCGCCGCCGCCGCCGCCGCCGCCGCGGCCCGUGACUCCCGAGGACCCGGACUCCCCGCGGUCGCACAGCCCCACGCCGUUCGUCGUGGUCAAGCCCAGGCGCGCCUCCAUCACCGAGCUGACCUCCGGCGCGCGGGCCAAGGCGCAGGCGUCGGCGACGAUGGGGAGAAUGCCAAAGGAAAAAGACGUGCGUCGGAUGCUGCGCGAGUUUGCGGGCGACUGGUUCGUGGUCUUCGUCGACACCAAGUUCGACAUGAUCCUCGCGGCGAUGUCCGGCGAAUGCACGUCGGAGGUGUUCGCGGCGGUCGGCGGCGACGGGACGCUGUACUUCGGCACGGACAGGGCGUCGAUGCCGAGCGACGACGACGACGCGGAGGUUGUGCAGUUUCCCAGGAGUACCUAUUUUUGCGGCCGGUGCUCGCCGUCAUCGAGGCUCGUGUUCAAACGGUUCACCGCCCGGCUGAGCUCGAGCGUCGAGACGACGCCGUCGACGACGCCGUUGACGACGCCGGAGCGUUCGCUGCCGGUGUCGCCGGAACCCCCCGAGGAGGAGGUCGUCUCGUUGUCGCUCGAGGACGGAGCAGGGGCGGGGCCAGUCGUCGAGGGCAAGGCGCCGCCAAUGCCCACCGUCGUCGCAAAGCCCGAGACCGGGACGUCAUCCGCGUGAGUCCCGGUCAGCACUGCGAGACGU